This is a messenger RNA of Protopterus annectens (West African lungfish), 1467 nucleotides long. RefSeq names its product b(0,+)-type amino acid transporter 1-like. The record is from RefSeq and is a predicted model, not a curated record. Gene Ontology annotation, molecular function: L-amino acid transmembrane transporter activity. The transcript has 6 exons. The coding region runs from base 1 to 1467 and encodes 488 amino acids. NCBI's taxonomy places the organism in Eukaryota, Metazoa, Chordata, Ceratodontiformes, Protopteridae. Gene Ontology annotation, biological process: amino acid transmembrane transport. Gene Ontology annotation, cellular component: membrane.
AUGAAGAAAGAAGGAAGGGAAAACCCAAAAAGUGCCUCUAAGAUGCCUGACAAGAUUUUCAGUGCAGGAUCACAAUCUACAGCUCUGAAACGAGAAGUGGGACUUGUCAGUUCUGUGUGUCUAAUUGCAGGUACAAUGAUUGGUUCGGGCAUCUUUAUGUCACCUGUAUGGGUGCUGUAUUAUAUGGGCAGCCCGGGUGCCAGUCUUUUAAUCUGGGCUGCUAGUGGUGUGCUGUCUAUGUUGGGGGGUCUCUGCUAUGUAGAACUUGGGUCCAUCAUAAAGGAAUCAGGUGGAAAUUACAUUUAUUUGUUUAGAAAUAUUGGGUCAUUUCCUGCUUUUCUUUACAUCUAUACAACAUUAAUUUUGACUGGGCCCUCAGAGACAGCAGCUGUUGCAUUAAGCUUUGCGAGGUAUGUGGUUGUACCAUUUUAUGUGGGCUGUGCUCCACCUCAGGUGGUAGUAAAAUGUGUGGCUGCCAUCUGCAUCAUAGUGGUAAACAUUAUUAAUUGCUUUAACGUGAAACUGGCCACAUCUACACAGAAUGUCUUCACUGCAGCCAAAAUUCUAGCAUUGUGUCUCAUUCUUGUUGGUGGAGUGGUUGUGUUAAUAAGUGGUCAAACAGAGAAUCUUCAGAAUGCCUUUCAAAAUACAGCUGUUGGUUUUGGCCCGGUAGGGCUUGCCUUCUACCAGGCUCUGUGGGCCUAUGACGGAUGGAAUAUGCUAAACAAUGUGACUGAAGAAGUGAAACGUCCUGAGAAAACACUUCCAAGAGCCAUAUUGAUUGCAGUUCCAAUGGUCACUUUCCUGUACGUGAUGGUCAAUGUCAGCUACUUUGCUGUGAUGACAACAAACGAAUUUUUGAUAUCAGGUGCUGCUGCUGUUACCUGGGGGAGGAAAAUUUUAGGUAUAUGGAUGUGGGUGAUUCCAGUGUCAGUUGCCAUGUCCACAUUUGGAACAUUAAAUGGUGGUACAUUUAUGGGAGGACGUAUAUGUUAUGUGGCAGCAAGAGAAGGUCACCUGCCACAUCUUCUUUCCAUGGUGCAUGUGAAACGUCUCAUACCAUCUCCUUCACUGAUAUUCAAAGCAGUUCUAGCUUUGUGCAUGAUUAUACCAGGAGACUUCGUGAGCAUUGUGAAUUAUUGCAGCUUUACAACAUGGCUGUCCACUGGUUUAACUAUUGCUGGUUUACUGAAGAUAAAGAUAAUGCAACCUGACCAUCCUCAUUCAUAUAAGGUUCCUAUCAUAGUUCCAGUCAUUUUACUCAUUGCAUCAGUCUAUCUGGUAUUGGCACCAAUCAUUGAAAACCCACAGAUUGAAUAUUUAUAUGCUGUUCUUUGUAUUCUUAGUGGUAUCUUUCUAUAUAUUCCACUGAUACACUUAAAAUUUGUCCCAAAUGUUCUGUCUAAAAUUACUCUGCAUUUACAGCUUUUAAUGCAAGUUGCUCCUGCUGCAAAAAACAUUGACUAA